Triticum aestivum (bread wheat) is the source of this 1521-nucleotide messenger RNA. Its product is annotated as AT-hook motif nuclear-localized protein 10. The coding region runs from base 131 to 805 and encodes 224 amino acids. The transcript is spliced from 5 exons. The record is from RefSeq and is a predicted model, not a curated record. Gene Ontology annotation, molecular function: minor groove of adenine-thymine-rich DNA binding. Lineage: Eukaryota; Viridiplantae; Streptophyta; Magnoliopsida; Poales; Poaceae.
CAUCAGCCUGAAAACCCUGCAGCUCUCUGCAACGCCACUGUUCCGCACGCAGGCGGCGAAAAGAUCACGCACCUUGGGUUCGGCACCGUCCUCCAUCGAAAUCGGCGGCGGCGCCGAGGGCCCCGCAGCAAUGCAACCGCCGCCCGCGGUGAUGACGGCCUCCUCGUCGGAGAAGAAGGCGGCGAAGCGGAGGAGCGGACCACCGAGGCCCCGAGGGAGGAAGUCGCAGCUCGCCCUCCUCGGGGGGUGCUCACCUGGAAAUGCAUUUGCUCCACAUAUACUGCUUAUCAAUCGGGGAGAGGAUAUUACCUCCAAGAUUAUGCUGUUAUCAGAGCUGCACUCCAAAUCCAUCUGCAUUCUAUCAGCCAAUGGCCCAUUAUCAGCUAUAACUCUCCGUCUAUCUUCACAUUCAGGUGGCCUUGACAAUGCAGUUUACCAGGGUCAGUUUGAGAUAAUUUCACUAAAAGGCUCUUAUCUGCUGUCUGAUGAGGGUGGCUCAGGAAACAGCAAUGGGGGUUUAAGCAUUAUGGUUUCUACUCCUUGCGGCAGCUUGUUUGGAGGUAGCGUUGGAGGGCCGCUGAUAGCUGCAGACCCUGUGCAGGUAAUUGCUGGAAGCUUCAAUUACACAGUGACAGAGGAAAAGGAGGAGCCAAAGACCAGUGACAGCCAACUUAAUGAGCUGAAAGUACCUUGGGAGCUGGAUGCAAUGCCUUAUGAACCAUUUUCACCUUUGCCUCUGUUUGGGUGGUCCAGGAUUGAAGAUGUCAAACUUGAUCGCCAUGACUUCGACCUGACCAAUGGUUAGCACUUGGCUUCACUAUGCUGCGACAUAUGCAUGAAGAUAAUACAUGAUGGAGAUAUAACGUAACAGUUGUAAGGGCAAGCUAUUAAAAACUUUGGUUUCCAAAGAUAUUUUGUGGGCGGAAGUGUACUUCCAAACUCAAAUUCGCGGAGGAAAAGUAGUUCUAAAUUCUAACCAAGACUUCUAGAGACGUGUAAAAUUGAUAUGUCGUUUGCUAAGUCGGGAACAACGGUGUAAUUCCGCAUACUUAUAUCCGCGAGAGCUAUAAACUAGUAAUAACAAGUCAUUUUAUGUCGAAGGAUUAUGAAAUGCACAUUCAGAUGACAGAGGCGCCUUCUGAACAUUUGUGAUAUGUGGGAUUUACCUAUGCUACCCAUGAUCUUGGCACAAAAUUAGGCUAAGUUUCUGUGCUACGCAUUACCACCUAUUGGUGGUUGCCGCUAUUAAAUGCAGAGUUGAAUCAUGCUAUCAAGCUGAUGCAGCAAUGUGAGAAAUUAUGUUCUUCAGAAACUUGACCAGACAACAACACGAUCCAAUGAAAGGCACACCGAACAGCUACAAUAUUUGAAUUCAUUCAUUAACACGACAUAUACAACAAGUACAGAGCAGGAUGCUGAAAAUAUAGCAGAUGCAUCCUCUGAAAUGCUGGGUACAGAUUUUAUUUCAACACGACAUUAUUCUUGUUUCUAGAAUACAGAGUGCCGAUUUCUCCAGACGCU